GUAUGGUCUAAGGCAAAAGGUGCAACAUUGCCAGAACUUCACUGAAAUUACUGCUUCGAGUAGAGAAAUGUCUUUUGGGAGUGAGGGAGGAAGAGAGACCUGGAAACAACAUCAAAGCUUGAGCAACAUGAACCGUGAAGACCGGAAUGUGCUGCGUAUGAAAGAAAGGGAAAGGCGAAAUCAAGAAAUUCAACAGGGUGAAGAAGCCUUUCCACCUAACUCUCCUCUCUUUGCUGAACCAUACAAAGUUACGAGCAAAGAAGACAAAUUGUCUAGUCGUAUUCAGAGCAUGCUUGGUAAUUAUGAUGAAAUGAAGGAUCUUAUAGGAGAUAGAUCGCUACAAAAGCUUGUUGGAAUUCCCAAACCAACUGUACCAUCAACACCAGAUGAAAAAUCAAACCAAAGUUUCUUUGGUGAUCAGAGACACAAUACUAGCUCACAUCAGAGCAGCAAAUGGACUCCUGUAGGACCAGCACCUAGCACUUCCUCACAAUCUCAGAAACGGUCCUCGGGUUUACAGAGUGGACAUAGUAGUCAGCGUGGCAGUGGCAAUAACACUAGCAGUAGUGGCCAGAGGCAUGACCGUGACUCGUACAGUAGCAGCAGCAUUCGCAAAAAAAGCCAGCAUGGGUCCGAACACUCCAAACCCCGUUCUUCCAGCCCUGGAAAACCAUCUGCUGUUUCUUCAUUGACCUCCAGCCAUUCAAGAUCUCAUGGAAAUGAUCACCACAGCAAAGAACAUCAACGUUCAAAAUCUCCCCGGGAUCCUGAUGCCAACUGGGACUCGCCCUCCCGCGUACCCUCAUUUUCAAGUGGACAACACUCUAAUCAGUCUUUUCCACCUUCCCUAAUGUCCAAGUCCAGUUCAAUGUUACAGAAACCCACUGCGUAUGUAAGGCCAAUGGAUGGACAGGAAUCCAUGGAACCAAAGUUAUCCUCUGAACACUACAGUAGUCAGACUCACAGCAGCAGCGUGAAUGAGCUGAAGCCUAGCAGUAAAGCACAUCUAACCAAGCUGAAAAUACCUUCUCAACCACUAGAUGCAUCAGCAUCUGGUGAUGUGAGCUGUGUGGAUGAAAUUCUAAAAGAGAUGACCCAUUCUUGGCCUCCUCCACUGACUGCUAUUCAUACGCCAUGCAAAACUGAACCAUCAAAAUUUCCUUUUCCAACAAAGGAGUCUCAGCAGUCCAGUUUUGGCACUGGAGAACAGAAACGAUACAAUCCUUCAUCAAAAACAUCCAAUGGUCAUCAAUCCAAAUCAUGUGAAUCGAACCAGACAGAUAUGUUGAAAGAUGACUUAAAACUUAGCAGUAGUGAAGACAGCGAUGGAGAGCAGGAUUGCGAUAAGACAGUGCCAAGGAGCACACCUGGAAGUAAUUCUGAACCUUCACAGCAUAACAGUGAAGGAGCAGAUAAUUCGAGGGAUGACUCGAGCAGCCAUAGCGGAUCUGAAAGCAGUUCAGGAUCUGACUCUGAAAGUGAAAGCAGUUCCAGUGAUAGUGAAGCUAAUGAACCAUCACAGAGUGCAUCCCCUGAGCCAGAGCCACCACCAACAAACAAGUGGCAACUGGAUAACUGGUUGAACAAAGUUAAUUCACAUAAAGUGUCACCAGCUUCUUCCGUGGACAGCAAUAUCCCAUCUUCCCAAGGCUACAAAAAGGAGGGACGGGAUCAGGGGACAGGGAGCGGGUACACUGAUCAAAGCGGAUCCAAAGAUUCGAUUUCUUCUACACCGGGGCGAGAUUCCAAACCCACCCAAAAGGGCUCAGAGGGCAGUCGUGGCAGGCAGAAAUCGCCUGCCCAGAGUGACAGCUCAACACAGAGGAGGACUGUAGGUAAAAAGCAGCCCAAGAAAGCAGAAAAGACAUCUGUUGAAGAGCCUAGAGGAGGUCUUAAAAUAGAAAGUGAAACCCCAGUAGACAUGGCAACAAAUAUACCUUCAAACAGGCAUAAGGCAGCCACAAAAGGCUCCAGAAAACCCAAUAUAAAGAAAGAGCCCAAAUCUUCCCCUCGGCCUACCACAGAGAAAAAGAAAUACAAGGCUUCAAGCAAAUCUGCCCAGAAAUCCAGGGAAUUCAUAGAAACAGAUACCUCAUCCUCUGAUUCAGAUGAAAAUGAGAGCCUGCCUCCUUCAUCACAAACACCCAAAUACUCUGAGAGCAAUAGGACUCCUGUUAAAUCUUCCAUGGAGGAGGAUGACAGCUUUUUUCGGCAAAGAAUGUUCUCUCCUAUGGAAGAGAAAGAGCUUCUUUCACCACUCAGUGAUCCUGAUGAAAGGUACCCACUUAUUGUGAAGAUUGACCUGAGCCUCUUAUCACGAAUACCAGGGAAGCCUUACAAGGAUGCUGAUGCACCCAAAGUGGAAAAGAAAAACGUGCCAGAGAAGCACACGAGAGAAUCCCAGAAGCAGCCGUCUGACAAAAGUUCUGCAAAAGGCAAAAGGAAACAUAAGCAGAAUGAGGAUGAAAACAGAGCCAGUGAAAGCAAGAAAACGAAACUGGAAGAAAAAGCUCCAUCAGGACACAAGACUUCUAGCAGUAGGGAGUCUUCAAAACCAAGUGCUGUUAAAGAGAAGGAUUUACUGCCGUCUCCUGCUGCCCCAGUCCUGCAGAAAGAUUCCAAGCAAGAACAUGGGUCCCGGAAGAGGACAGUCAGUCAGUCGUCAUCCUUGAAGUCCAGCAGCAACCUUAGCAAGGAGAGUGGCAGUGGCAGUAAAAGCGGCUCAUCUUCUAAACAAAAGAAGACAGAGGGGAAGGGUUCUAGCAGUGCUAAAGAAAUCAAGGAAAAGAUUCUGAACAAUUCAUCAAACUGCCCUCCUGCGUCUGCUCAGUCUACGGAAAGUUCCAAGUCAAGAAGAGCAAAACUUGUUUUUGAUGACAGGACUUAUUCAGCUGAUCAUUAUUUACAGGAAGCAAAGAAGUUAAAACAUAAUGCAGAUGCACUGUCUGACAGGUUUGAGAAGGCUGUGUACUACCUAGAUGCUGUAGUGUCAUUCAUUGAGUGUGGGAAUGCAUUGGAGAAAAAUGCUCAGGAAUCCAAGUCCCCGUUCCCUAUGUAUUCAGAAACUGUGGAAUUAAUCAAAUACACUAUGAAACUGAAGAAUUACUUGGCACCGGAUGCUACAGCUGCAGAUAAAAGGCUAGCAGUGCUUUGUCUUCGGUGUCAAUCUCUACUAUACCUAAGGCUUUUCAAACUGAAAAAGGAAAGUGCAUUGAAAUAUUCUAAAACUCUGACUGAACAUCUGAAGAAUUCCUAUAAUAAUUCUCAAGCACCGUCACCUGGCAUGGGAAGCAGCAAGCCUGUCGGUAUGCCGUCUCCAGUCUCUCCAAAGCUGUCUCCAGGGAAUUCAGGAAAUUACUCUUCCGGGGCAGCCAACCCUUCAGGGAGCGGGUCUUCGGUGACGAUCCCCCAGAGGAUCCAUCAGAUGGCAGCCAGCUAUGUCCAAGUUACAUCUAACUUCCUCUAUGCCACUGAAAUUUGGGACCAAGCCGAACAGCUGUCUAAAGAACAGAAAGAGUUCUUUGCUGAACUGGAUAAAGUUAUGGGCCCUCUGAUUUUUAAUUCGAGCAUCAUGACAGACCUAGUGCGUUACACCCGUCAGGGAUUACACUGGUUGCGCCUGGAUGCCAAGUGAUACUUUGAACUGAAGGAAUGGAAAAUCGAACACAUUUUUCUCGCUGCCUCUGAUUUAUCUCCACAACACUGUGUCAUGUCAAUAAGGAAGACUGCCAUAACACAUUGCUUAGUUGACACUAAGAGCAAGGAAUGCUUUCACAUGUCUCCCAUCCUCAUUUGUGUUUUGUGUUUUAACCCCGAAUAAUCUGGUUAAUGGACUUCUUCAGUAUUCCCAUUUUAAGUUAUUUAAAUAUUUUAAAAUUUGCUACAUAUAAAGGUGUAGUUUUGCUGAUCUAUCAUGGAUAGAUCAUUGGAAUUCCAGUCAUUAUACAUAAAUAGUCAGUUUAAAUCAUAUUUAUUUUAAUUUUUUUUUAUUUUAAUUUUGAAAAGCCCAGUUUGGGGCAGGUUUCAGCUAUUUCUUCCCUAAAUUUACCCUUUCGAGUACUUAGCAGAAAUUAAA
Messenger RNA from Egretta garzetta (little egret), 4075 nucleotides. It is a transcript of the gene AFF4, whose product is annotated as AF4/FMR2 family member 4. Gene Ontology annotation, biological process: regulation of gene expression. The transcript has 22 exons. The record is from RefSeq and is a predicted model, not a curated record. Gene Ontology annotation, cellular component: nucleus; super elongation complex. Bases 68 to 3634 code for a protein of 1188 amino acids. NCBI's taxonomy places the organism in Eukaryota, Metazoa, Chordata, Aves, Pelecaniformes, Ardeidae.